AUGGCGAUCGGUCAAGGUCAACUGGGUGGAGGGAAUGGCAAGGCGCUCUUGGCUGUGGACAGCGAGCUCGAGCUUGUCCAUAAACUUGUCCUUGCGAUGGCCAAUCGUACCACUAUUUCUAGCGACGCAGCCACACGAGCAGGUGCACUCGAAGCUUUGCAAGAGAACACCUGGAGAGACGAACAUCUGACGCUGCUCGAUAUCGUGGAGAAAGACAUUCCGCACGCGGAGUUUGCGUUCUUAUCCGCUUGUCAUACCGCCAUUGGCGGUGAGGAGACACUCAACGAAGUCAUUCACUUCGCAAGAGAGUCGCGGUCAACAAUCGAAGAUACUUCGCUCUGGUUCACUACCUCGCGAUGACGCACAUGGUAACGGUGAUCGUGUGGGUGCAGAGGGCCGCGAGAAUUUCCACGGGAAGGAUAACGAGGGUCAUAUUGAAUAUCAUUCUGAGGAUCGCGCCGGACAGGCUCAUCACGAAGGUCGUGGAGAGGCUCGCGGGGGUUGUGUACAGAUCAGUUGGCAUGACUCGAGCUCGAUGGUGAAUUAA
Suillus subalutaceus is the source of this 547-nucleotide messenger RNA. RefSeq lists its product as uncharacterized. NCBI's taxonomy places the organism in Eukaryota, Fungi, Basidiomycota, Agaricomycetes, Boletales, Suillaceae. The coding region runs from base 1 to 360 and encodes 119 amino acids. The record is from RefSeq and is a predicted model, not a curated record. The transcript is spliced from 2 exons.